AUGGUGGCCGGCGCCGGCCCAUCUGCAGGCCCCUCACCUGGGAGUGGGGAAGGCCAGGGCCAGAUUCUGCAGCGCUUCCCGGAGAAGGACUGGGAAGACAACCCAUUCCCCCAGGGCAUCGAGCUGUUUUGCCAGCCUAGCGGGUGGCAGCUGUGUCCCGAGAGGAAUCCACCGACCUUCUUUGUUGCUGUCCUCACUGACAUCAACUCCGAGCGCCACUACUGCGCCUGCUUGACCUUCUGGGAGCCAGUGGAGCCUUCACAGCAGGAAACGACGCGUGAGGAGGAUGCCACAGAGAGGGAAGAAGAGGAGGAUGAGGGAGGCCAGACCCACCUGUCUCCCACAGCGCCUGCCCCAUCUGCCCAGCUGUUUGCACCGAAGACGCUGGUACUGGUGUCUCGACUUGACCACACGGAGGUGUUCAGGAACAGCCUCGGCCUCAUCUAUGCCAUCCACGUGGAGGGCCUGAAUGUGUGCCUGGAAAACGUGAUUGGGAACCUGCUGACGUGCACUGUGCCCCUGGCUGGGGGCUCACAGAGGACGAUCUCUUUGGGGGCUGGUGACCGGCAGGUCAUCCAAACUCCACUGGCUGACUCGCUGCCCGUCAGCCGCUGCAGCGUGGCCCUGCUUUUCCGCCAGCUGGGCAUCACCAACGUGCUGUCUUUGUUCUGUGCCGCCCUGACGGAGCACAAGGUUCUCUUCCUGUCCCGGAGCUACCAGCGGCUCGCCGAUGCCUGUAGGGGCCUCCUGGCACUGCUGUUUCCUCUCAGAUACAGCUUCACCUAUGUGCCCAUCCUGCCGGCUCAGCUGCUGGAGGUCCUCAGCACACCCACGCCCUUCAUCAUCGGGGUCAACGCGGCCUUCCAGGCAGAGACCCAGGAACUGCUCGACGUGAUCGUUGCUGAUCUGGAUGGAGGAACGGUGGCCAUCCCCGAGUGUGUGCACAUUCCACCCUUGCCAGAGCCGCUGCAGAGUCAGACACACAGUGUGCUGAGCAUGGUCCUGGACCCGGAACUGGAGUUGGCUGACCUCGCCUUCCCUCCACCCACGACGUCCACCUCCUCCCUGAAGAUGCAGGACAAGGAGCUGCGAGCUGUCUUUCUGCGGCUCUUCGCUCAGCUGCUGCAGGGCUAUCGCUGGUGCCUGCACGUCGUGCGCAUCCACCCGGAGCCUGUCAUCCGCUUCCAUAAGGCAGCCUUCCUGGGCCAGCGUGGGCUGGUGGAGGAUGACUUCCUGAUGAAGGUGCUGGAGGGCAUGGCCUUUGCUGGCUUCGUGUCAGAGCGUGGGGUCCCGUACCGCCCCACAGACCUGUUCGAUGAGCUGGUGGCCCACGAGGUGGCACGGAUGCGGGCAGAUGAGAACCACCCCCAGCGUGUCCUGCGUCACGUCCAGGAACUGGCCGAGCAGCUCUACAAGAACGAGAACCCGUACCCAGCCGUGGCGAUGCACAAGGUACAGAGGCCCGGCGAGAGCAGCCACCUGCGACGGGUGCCCCGGCCCUUCCCCCGGCUGGAUGAGGGCACUGUGCAGUGGAUCGUGGACCAGGCUGCGGCCAAGAUGCAGGGUGCACCCCCAGCUGUGAAGGCCGAGAGGAGGACCACUGUGCCCUCAGGGCCCCCCAUGACUGCCAUACUGGAGCGGUGCAGCGGGCUGCAUGUCAACAGCGCCCGGCGUCUGGAGGUCGUGCGCAACUGCAUCUCCUAUGUGUUUGAGGGGAAAAUGCUUGAGGCCAAGAAGCUGCUCCCAGCUGUGUUGAGGGCCCUGAAGGGGCGAGCUGCCCGCCGCUGCCUUGCCCAGGAGCUGCACCUGCAUGUGCAGCAGAACCGUGCGGUCCUGGACCACCAGCAGUUUGACUUUGUCGUCCGUAUGAUGAACUGCUGCCUGCAGGACUGCACUUCUCUGGAUGAGCAUGGCAUCGCAGCUGCUCUGCUGCCUCUGGUCACAGCCUUCUGCCGGAAGCUGAGCCCGGGGGUGACGCAGUUCGCGUACAGCUGUGUGCAGGAGCAUGUGGUGUGGAGCACGCCGCAGUUCUGGGAGGCCAUGUUCUAUGGGGAUGUGCAGACUCACAUCCGGGCCCUCUACCUGGAGCCCACCGAGGACCUGGCCCCCGCCCAGGAGGUUGGGGAGGCACCUUCCCAGGAGGACGAGCGCUCUGCCCUGGAUGUGGCUUCUGAGCAGCGGCGCCUGUGGCCAACCCUGAGCCGUGAGAAGCAGCAGGAGCUGGUGCAGAAGGAGGAGAGCACGGUGUUCAGCCAGGCCAUCCACUAUGCCAACCGCAUGAGCUACCUUCUCCUGCCCCUGGACAGCAGCAAGAGUCGCCUACUUCGGGAGCGCGCUGGGCUGGGCGACCUGGAGAGCGCCAGCAACAGCUUGGUCACCAACAGCAUGGCUGGCAGCGUGGCUGAGAGCUAUGACACGGAGAGUGGCUUUGAGGAUGCAGAGACCUGCGAUGUGGCUGGGGCUGUGGUCCGCUUCAUCAACCGCUUUGUGGACAAGGUCUGCACGGAGAGUGGGGUCACCAGCGACCACCUCAAGGGGCUGCAUGUCAUGGUGCCAGACAUCGUCCAGAUGCACAUCGAGACCCUGGAGGCCGUGCAGCGGGAGAGCCGGAGGCUGCCGCCCAUCCAGAAGCCCAAGCUGCUGCGGCCGCGCCUGCUGCCUGGUGAGGAGUGUGUGCUGGACGGCCUGCGCGUCUACCUGCUGCCGGAUGGGCGUGAGGAGGGUGCGGGGGGCAGUGCCGGGGGACCAGCAUUGCUCCCAGCUGAGGGCGCCGUCUUCCUCACCACGUACCGGGUCAUCUUCACAGGGAUGCCCACAGACCCCCUGGUUGGGGAGCAGGUGGUGGUCCGUUCCUUCCCGGUGGCUGCGCUGACCAAGGAGAAGCGCAUCAGCGUCCAGACCCCUGUGGACCAGCUCCUGCAGGACGGGCUGCAGCUGCGCUCCUGCACAUUCCAGCUGCUGAAAAUGGCCUUUGAUGAGGAGGUGGGGUCUGACAGUGCCGAGCUUUUCCGCAAGCAGCUGCAUAAGCUGCGGUACCCGCCGGACGUCAGGGCCACCUUCGCGUUCACCCUGGGCUCUGCCCACACACCCGGCCGCCCCCCGCGAGUCACCAAGGACAAGGGUCCUUCCCUCAGAACCCUGUCCCGGAACCUGGUCAAGAACGCCAAGAAGACCAUCGGGCGGCAGCAUGUCACUCGUAAGAAGUACAACCCCCCCAGCUGGGAGCACCGGGGCCAGCCGCCCCCCGAGGACCAGGAGGACGAGAUCUCAGUGUCGGAGGAGCUGGAGCCCAGCACGCUGACCCCGUCCUCAGCCCUGAAGCCCUCCGACCGCAUGACCAUGAGCAGCCUGGUGGAAAGGGCUUGCUGCCGCGACUACCAGCGCCUCGGCCUGGGCACCCUGAGCAGCAGCCUGAGCCGGGCCAAGUCUGAGCCCUUCCGCAUCUCUCCGGUCAACCGCAUGUACGCCAUCUGCCGCAGCUACCCAGGGCUGCUGAUCGUGCCCCAGAGUGUCCAGGACAACGCCCUGCAGCGCGUGUCCCGCUGCUACCGCCAGAACCGCUUCCCCGUGGUCUGCUGGCGCAGCGGGCGGUCUAAGGCCGUACUGCUGCGCUCUGGCGGCCUGCAUGGCAAAGGUGUCGUCGGCCUCUUCAAGGCCCAGAACGCACCUUCUCCAGGCCAGUCCCAGGCGGACUCGAGUAGCCUGGAGCAGGAGAAGUACCUGCAGGCCGUGGUCAGCUCCAUGCCCCGCUACGCCGACGCGUCGGGACGCAACACGCUUAGCGGCUUCUCCUCAGCCCACAUGGGCAGUCACGUUCCCAGCCCCAGAGCCAGGGUCACCACGCUGUCCAACCCCAUGGCGGCCUCGGCCUCCAGACGGACCGCACCCCGAGGUAAGUGGGGCAGUGUCCGGACCAGUGGGCGCAGCAGUGGCCUUGGCACUGAUGUGGGCUCCCGGCUGGCUGGCAGAGACACGCUGGCCCCACCCCAGGCCAACGGGGGCCCUCCCGACCCGGGCUUCCUGCGACCGCAGCGAGCAGCCCUCUACAUCCUCGGGGACAAAGCCCAGCUUAAGGGUGUGCGGCCAGACCCCCUGCAGCAGUGGGAGCUGGUGCCCAUUGAGGUAUUUGAGGCACGGCAGGUGAAGGCCAGCUUCAAGAAGCUGCUGAAGGCGUGUGUCCCAGGCUGCCCUGCUGCUGAGCCCAGCCCAGCCUCCUUCCUGCGCUCACUGGAGGACUCGGAGUGGCUGAUCCAGAUCCACAAGCUGCUGCAGGUGUCUGUGCUGGUGGUGGAGCUCCUGGAUUCAGGCUCCUCUGUGCUGGUGGGCCUGGAGGACGGCUGGGACAUCACCACCCAGGUGGUAUCUUUGGUGCAGCUGCUCUCAGACCCCUUCUACCGCACGCUGGAGGGCUUCCGCCUGCUGCUGGAGAAGGAGUGGCUGUCCUUCGGUCACCGCUUCAGCCACCGUGGGGCCCACACCCUGGCUGGGCAGAGCAGCGGCUUCACACCCAUCUUCCUGCAGUUCCUGGACUGCGUACAUCAGGUCCACCUGCAGUUCCCCAUGGAGUUUGAGUUCAGCCAGUUCUACCUCAAGUUCCUCGGCUACCACCACGUGUCCCGCCGUUUCCGGACCUUCCUGCUCGACUCUGACUAUGAGCGCAUUGAGCUGGGGCUGCUGUACGAGGAGAAAGGGGAACGCAGGGGCCAGCUGCCGUGCAGAUCUGUGUGGGAGUACGUGGACCGACUGAGCAAGAGGACGCCUGUGUUCUACAAUUACAUGUAUGCACCCGAGGACACGGAGGUCCUGCGGCCCUACAGCAACGUGUCCAACCUGAAGGUGUGGGACUUCUACACUGAGGAGACGCUGGCCGAGGGCCCUCCCUAUGAUUGGGAACUGGCCCAGGGGCCCCCCGAGCCCCCAGAGGAAGAACGGUCUGACGGAGGCGCUCCCCAGAGCCGGCGCCGUGUGGUGUGGCCCUGCUACGACAGCUGCCCGCGGGCCCAGCCUGACGCCAUCUCACGCCUGCUGGAGGAGCUGCAGAGGCUGGAGACAGAGUUGGGCCGACCCGCUGAGCGCUGGAAGGACACCUGGGACCGGGUGAAGGCUGCACAGCGCCUCGAAGGCCGGCCAGACGGACGUGGCACCCCUAGCUCCCUCCUGGUGUCCACCGCACCCCACCACCGCCGCUCGCUGGGUGUGUACCUGCAGGAGGGGCCCGUGGGCUCCACCCUGAGCCUCAGCCUGGACAGCGACCAGAGUAGUGGCUCAACCGCAUCCGGCUCCCGCCAGGCUGCCCGCCGCAGCACCAGCACCCUGUACAGCCAGUUCCAGACAGCUGAGAGUGAGAACAGGUCCUACGAGGGCACUCUGUACAAGAAGGGGGCCUUCAUGAAGCCUUGGAAGGCCCGCUGGUUCGUGUUGGACAAGACCAAGCACCAGCUGCGUUACUAUGACCACCGUGUGGACACAGAGUGCAAGGGUGUCAUCGACCUGGCGGAGGUGGAGGCUGUGGCACCUGGCACGCCCACCAUGGGUGCCCCUAAGACUGUGGACGAGAAGGCCUUCUUUGACGUGAAGACAACGCGUCGCGUUUACAACUUCUGUGCCCAGGACGUGCCCUCGGCCCAGCAGUGGGUGGACCGGAUCCAGAGCUGCCUGUCGGAUGCCUGAGCCUCCCGGCCCUGCCCGGCUGCUCUGCUUCCAGUCGUUACCGACCACUAGGGGUGGGCAGGGCCGCCCCGGCCAUGUUUACAGCCCCGGCCCUCGACAGUAUUGAGGCCCCGAGCCCCCAGCACUUGUGUGUACAGCCCCCGUCCCUGCCCCGCCCCGCCCGGCCGGCCCUAACUUAUUUUGGCAUCACAGCUGAGCACCGUGCCGGGAGGUGGCCAAGGUACAGCCCGCAAUGGGCCUGUAAAUAGUCCAGCCAGCGGCUGCAGGCGAGUUUCUAGAACCAGAGUCUAUAUAAAGAGAGAACUAACGCCA
This is a messenger RNA of Mandrillus leucophaeus (drill), 5982 nucleotides long. It is a transcript of the gene SBF1, whose product is annotated as SET binding factor 1. The record is from RefSeq and is a predicted model, not a curated record. The coding region runs from base 1 to 5670 and encodes 1889 amino acids. NCBI's taxonomy places the organism in Eukaryota, Metazoa, Chordata, Mammalia, Primates, Cercopithecidae. The transcript is spliced from 41 exons.